Molecule: messenger RNA, 1164 nt
Organism: Prosopis cineraria
Lineage: Eukaryota; Viridiplantae; Streptophyta; Magnoliopsida; Fabales; Fabaceae
Product: ATP synthase subunit b, chloroplastic
Exons: 2
Coding region: 613-1164 (183 amino acids)
Biological process (GO): proton motive force-driven ATP synthesis
Molecular function (GO): proton transmembrane transporter activity
Source: RefSeq, a predicted model, not a curated record
CCUAAAAAUACAAAUCAAAUACAUAUAUUUUUUUUUCGUGGACUUGCUUUGCUGCUUUUGCUUUUUCGAAUCCUAUUAAGAUUUUACUUCUACAAUUAUUUAUUGAUUCGGAUUCAGACAAGAACCCACGGGAAGGGCUGAUUUGAGGGUGAGUAAUUAGCAUACUGACUCGCCUUCUUCCUUCCCUUUUUUAGUCCAACGAACCCCUAGAAAGUUUUUAAAAAGUGUUGCAAAAAACUAGGUAUUUGGCAAUUGCCAUAAGACCUGGUAUCUAAUUCUAAUAAGGAUCAUUUUCUUGUGGGAAAUCCUCCAAUUGACCAAUUUCAUUUAAAUAAAAUCAAUAUACAAUAUCGAAAUAUUUUGAUAUUUCUAUUAAUAUAUUGAAAAAUGAAAUAGUAAAAAAUUCAAAUAGAAUGAAUAUAGAAAUCGAAUUCUAAAUGAUUAUAUUAGAUUUCUAUUAAUAUUAGAUUCUAUUAAUAUAAUAAUAUUAAACAAUUAAUAGAAUUAAUAAUAAAUAAUUAAAUAAUAGAUUAAUGAUUAAUAAAAAAAAUUGACAAAAAAUAGAAAUCAUAGAAAGAUAAUUAAUCUAUCUAUAAGAGGAGAUGAUAUCAUAUGAAAAAUAUAACCGAUUCUUUCCUUUCUUUGGGUUACUGGCCAUCCGCCGGGAGUUUCGGGUUUAAUACCGAUAUUUUAGCAACAAAUCCAAUAAAUCUAAGUGUAGUGCUUGGUGUAUUGAUCUUUUUUGGAAAGGGAGUGUUAAGUGAUUUAUUAGAUAAUCGAAAACAGAGAAUCUUGAAGACUAUUCGAAAUUCAGAAGAACUACGGGAAGGGGCCAUUGAACAACUGGAAAAAGCCCGGGACCGGUUAAGGAAAGUAGAAAUGGAAGCAGAUCGGUUUCGAGUGAAUGGUUAUUCUGAGAUAGAACGAGAAAAAUUGAAUUUGAUUAAUUCAAUUUAUACGACUUUGGAACAAUUAGAAAAUUACAAAAAUGAAACCAUUCGUUUUGAACAACAAAGGGUGAUUAAUCAAGUCCGACAGCGGGUUUUCCAACAAGCCUUACAGGGAGCUCUAGGAACUCUGAAUAGUUGCUUGAACAACGAGUUACAUUUACGUACCAUCAGUGCUAAUAUUGGCAUGUUUGGGACGAUGAAAGAAAUAAAAUAA